Paramecium tetraurelia is the source of this 4209-nucleotide messenger RNA. RefSeq lists its product as uncharacterized. Lineage: Eukaryota; Ciliophora; Oligohymenophorea; Peniculida; Parameciidae. The record is from RefSeq and is a predicted model, not a curated record. The transcript is spliced from 11 exons.
AUGAGAACAAAGAUUUUGCUCACAAUUUUGUUCUUCAGCUAGCUCCUUACACUUGGCUCAGCUAUAGACUACACAGUGAACCCUGUAAAUCCUGCAUAAGGUGCAGCUACAACGGCUUAGGCUUAACCAGCUAAAACAGGAGUAUGCAACAAUGGAUUUGGAUGGAAUGGCUAAGUAUGUGUGCCAUGUAUGUAAGUGAAAAAUGGAUAUUGCACGUGCACAACAUAUGGCGGCUGCGAUACAAAAGUAUGUGAUUCUAACAUAAUAAAUUGCUAAGUAUUGACGAAUGGAUAAAACUCAUACAUAUUAUUGAGAGCAACAGGAUGUAAUAAUUAUGCUUGGGGUGAUUCAAAUACAUCCGUAAUUUGUACAUAAUGUGCAGCUGGCUAUUUCAUGGUUGCUGGAAUAUGUGUUAAAUCAAACGAAUGUGCUUAGAUGAAUUUAGUAACAGGUACUUGUGAUACUUGUGUGGAUGGAUUUUAUUUCACUCAAAAUUUCCAGUUGUAAACAUUGUAAUCAUGGGACUAUUACGAAAACAUCAAUUAAGUGAUUUGCAACAAAUGUCUCGAUAAUUGUAAGAUAUGUACAUCAGGUUUUACUUGUGUUCAAUGUAAUGAUUAAUACUAUUGGAGUCCCACAUAAUCAAAGUCUGCAUUGUCUAGUAAUCAGAAUGAUGCUAAUGCUGGAUCAUGUAUGGCUUGUAGUGCAAAUAUACCUUCUUGUAUUAAAUGUUAGAAUUCAACAACAUGUGACAAGUGUUUAGAUGGAUAUUAUUACACUGCCCCAUCAGAUUAAUCAACUAAAGGAACUUGUACUAAAUGUAUGACCGGUUGUUUGUCUUGUUAAAAUUCAGACACUUGUGAUACUUGUGACACUGUCAGUAACUACAUUUAUUUACAAACAAAUAACUAAAAUUCAUGUACUCUAUGUACUAGCAUCACAGGAUGUUAAACAUGCUCAACUUAAGGUGGUCAAUUGACAUGUACUGCCUGUUCAACUGGUUAUGUGUUUGACGCAAAUAAUGUUUGCUAAAAAUGUGAUGUUAAUUGUGCUUCCAAUUCUUGUUCUUAUAAUAACCAAGUCUAAUGUAGCAAUUGUGUCUAAUACUUUGUAUUGAAAUCAAACACAAGCUGUGUUGCAUGUCCAAAUGGCUGUUAAUCAUGUUCAUACAGUGAUUAAGCUCAAACAUAAAUAACUUGUGGAUAAUGCUUUGAUACUUACUAUAAAGAUGAUAACGGUGCAUGUUAACUAUGUUCCUCAUCAAUAACCAGUUGUUAAAAGUGUAGUUACAAUAGUUAAAAUACUCCAAGUGUAACUUGCACAUCAUGUGCAACAAAUACUAAACUUACUACCGAUUCAUUAAAGUGUUUGCCAUCUCCACCUAAUUGUCUUGAUUAUAGUGUGACAACUUCAACAAAUACAUAAACUUGUAAUACAUGUUAAGAUACUUAUUACUUGAAUAGUGGUGCAUGUUCAGCUUGUUCUUCAGCUGAUGCAAGCUACUUAAGAUGUUCAAAGAGCGGCACCGACCCAGUUAAAGUAAUUUAAUGCUAGGAUGGAUAUUUCUAUUUAAAUGAUACUACUUGCGUAUUAGCCAAAACAUAGAACACUUAAGCAACUAAUCUCACAUUAUAAACUUGUCUAACAAUUGCUACUGGUAAUUAAUGUGCAACUUGUAUGCCAGCCGCCUUGGGAACAAAUCCUCCUUAAGGUGGAGUAUGUUCUUAUUGCAACUGUAGUUCAAAUAAGGCUGAUUGUACAGCAACAGUGACUGGAGCUAAUUCUAGUGUCACAUGUUAACCUAAUCCAACUUGUCUACCAGGCUUUUACCUUGAUGGAUAAUCUUGUCUUCCAUGUAUUUAAGUUGCAGGUAAUAUUACAGGAUCUGAAACCUGUUGUGGUCUUGGAUUGAUUUUUACAGGUGGAACUCCUAAUAGCUGUGUUGCAUAACCUGGAGCAACUGGAAAGUAAUAAACAUUGGCAUCAAAUGCAAGUGGUUAAACUUGUGAUAUUGGAUAUUAUUAUAACACUAACAGUAAAUUUUGUGAGACUUGCAUAAGUAAUUGCGAUAGUUGUGCUGAUGCUACCACUUGCAAAACAUGUUCUCUCAACUAUACAUUACUCAAAACUACCAGUGAUGUAAAAUGUGUGUUGAUCAAGUGUCUUGUAGUUGAUUCUACUAAAGGAUGCACUUCUUGUUAAUAUGGAUUCUAUUUAUCAACCAUCAAUGGCAUUGGAUAUUGCUUAUAAUGCUUAUCUCCAUUAACUAAUUCUAUUUGCAGAGCCUAUUCCAAUUAAGCUCCUAAUGUGACUGUUUAACCUGCCGCUCCAGUAGCAGUUUCAUCCAGUCCAUCCUAUGUUUGUGCCAAUGGUUAUUAUUGGAAUAGUUAAUACUGUUCUCCAUGCAAGGCAGUGCCAACCACUGGUAAAAAUACUUCUCCAAAAUGGAUAUUGCAUAUGCUCAACAUACAUGGACUGCACAUCCAUAGUUUGCAAUUCAGGAUAUGCUUUAGUUUAAAAUACAUGCCAAGAAAUUCCCAAGGGAUUAAUGACGGUACUACUUUAAUUUGUACUGCAUGCACUACCUCAUAUUCACUUGUUUCAAAUGUUUGUUUACCAAGUCAAAAUUGCCAACAAUUCAGUACUACUACUGGUAAUUGUUCUUAAUGUGCCCCUGGAUACUACUUGAAUUGGUAGUUUAACUCCUUUGUUUCUUAAGUCUCAACAGAUGCAAUUCCAUAUUUCAAUAAUUUCCCCUCUUAAUGUUCAGCUUGUACUAUAUCCAAUUGUCUUACUUGUACUGGUCCUACAGUUUGUACUACUUGUCAACCAGGAUACUUCUGGCAAACAUCAUAAUAUCUUUAAUAACCAUCAAAUGGAUCAUAAGGAAGUUGCCAACCAUGCAUGCAAGGAUGUUCAACCUGUUCAAACAAUCAAUCAUGCUAAACCUGUUUCUCUGGAUAUUAUAUGGUCUUCCCAUAUUCAGGAAUCAACUAUUGUUAACUUUGUUCAACUGUUGCUGCAAUAUCAAAUUGUUUGACUUGUGAUACUUCCUAAACUGCUCCACAUGCCUAAUCUUUAGUCCCAACUUGCAGAUCAUGCCCAUCUGGAUAUUACUUAUAUAGUGGAAAAUGUGUCGUAUGUUCUGGUGGAUGUUUAGCCUGUGAUGCUGAUAACAGUUGCACAUAAUGUGUCUCCUAAGGAUAUGCUUUCGAUUAAACUAAUAAGAAAUGUGUUGCUUGUCCUUCUGGAUGUUCUUCAUGCUCCUAUAGUGGAACCCAAUUAACUUGUUCAGCCUGUAUUGAUCAGUAUUAUCGUAACACUACCAAUAACAUUACAAUCUGUUCAUAGUGUAGUUCAAUAGCUGGUAAGAACUAUUUAAGAUGUGUUUCAUCAACAAGUCCAACUCAAUGCUAAGAUAACUAUUAUUUGAAUGGAUCAAGUUGUGUGGCUUAAUCCAACAACAAAUGCUUAACCUAUGAUGGUGCUUCAGGUUGUACAUCUUGUAUCACUGGAUACAUUAUCGUUGGUAAUUAAUGUCAAUUAUGUACAUCAACAAAUGCUCAAUGUGUAAAAUGUCAAGUCAUCGCUAACACUGGAUCAAGUUAAUCUGCUUCCCUUUAAUGUGCUGCCUGCACAACUGGAUAUUAUUUGACCACAUCUUUUGGAUGCACAGCCUGUCCAAAUGUCAAAGGAUGUGAAGCUUGUAAUUCUGCUGGAUGUUAAACCUGUUCCGCUGGUUACUAUCCAACUGCAGUUACUACUGAUUCCAAUAAUUCCACCGGUACAACAACCUCCAAUAACACUGUCACUUGUAACAAUUGUGUCAGCAACUGUUCUAUUUGUUAAUAAGCUAAUUCUUGUACCAAAUGUGCUGAUGGUUACUUCCUUGUUACUACCACUUCCUCUGGAACUACAUCAGUGACUACCAGCAGUUGCUUUGCAUGUCAACCAGAAUGUCAAACUUGUGUCGCUCCAGGCACUACUUGCACAUCUUGCAUAGCUGGCUAUGUGUUCUAGAAUGGAGGUUGCGUCACCUUAGCAUAAGCUAAUUGUUACUCCGUUGGAACCAAUGGUUGUGGUAUUUGUAAAUAUGGCUACUAUUUAAAUAAUGGAGUUUGUUACUAAUGUCUCAACCCAUAAGCAGAUUUUCUAUGUACAAAUCCAGUAGACAACCUUUUAACAUCUGCAACAGCACAAUAGUAAUGA